Molecule: messenger RNA, 1560 nt
Organism: Miniopterus natalensis
Lineage: Eukaryota; Metazoa; Chordata; Mammalia; Chiroptera; Miniopteridae
Gene: MUC20
Product: mucin 20, cell surface associated
Biological process (GO): hepatocyte growth factor receptor signaling pathway
Source: RefSeq, a predicted model, not a curated record
AUGGGCUCUCUCUGGGCCCUGGCUCUGCCCCUUUUCUUCUGCUGCUGGGAGGCUGGGGCCCCUGGCAGCUCUGCAGGCCCCAGCACCCAUGGACCAAGCACCUUGGUGACAAUGAACCACACAGAAGUGCCUGCUGUGACUCUGGGGGUCAACACAAGCUCAGAGGGAGCCUCCAAGGCCACUGAUCUUGCUGAGACCUCUGUGUCAAGUCACAUUCCUUUAGCAACGCAAACCCUGGGCACCCAGAUCUUUGAUAAGACCUUAAUCCCAGCCAGCACCAUCUCAGAAGCAGAGACCAGGGAAACCAAAACCCUAUUUCCUGCAACAGAGACCAAGACCCUCACAAAAAUAACACCUUCCAACUUCAUGGUUGUGAUCACCACUUCUAUGGAGACAUCAGCCACAAGUGACAGCCCUUCAGGAAUUGAAAUGACUACAGUUGAGACUGUUACAGGUAGUGAUCUCCCAGAAGUCGUCUUUUACAUCGUUUGUACUGAUGACAGCUCUGAAGAGGCAAAAAGGAUCACAGUUGACGCCUUGACAUUGGCUCACACCUCUGCAGAAGCCAGGGCUCUGGCCUUGGAGAACAGCUCAGUUCCAGCCAUCAUCACCUCACAAACCCUGGCACCUGACAUCACUGUUCCACCUGAAGCCUUGGUCGCCUACAAAAUCACCAACAUCGAGGUUACCAAUUGCGACAUAGAAACAGAAGCAACUGCCUUCAUCCCUGGGACCUCAGACAUAGAUCACAGCCCCACAGGAGGAAAGACCCUGUCCACCCCUGGGAUAUCAGCUUUGCCUGACUUCAAUGAAGCAAUAUCACACCUCACCAGGACCACAACCUCUUCUGAAACCUUGUCAACAGCCAGCACCACAGAAUCAGUCACACCUGAUACCACAGUUGAGCCCCCACAUGCAACCAAUAGCCUCACAGGAGAAACAACAGCAGCCAAGGUGACCAACCCCAGUGGAACUUUGGUGACAGUAAGCACAAACCCCUUGGAAGAAACCUCAGCCCCCUCUGUUGCGACAAGAAGACACACUGAGGUCUUAGAAGCAGUUGCAAUCUCCACAGAGGCUGGGUCAACAGUGGGCAGAGCAACUUCCUCUGCUGGGUCCUCAGCUAUAGUCUACAGCCUCUCAGAAGUAGCCACUGUCAAGGAAUCCACCCGCUCAGAGACUUCUACCACAGACAGCACAACCAGUGGGCCCGUUCCCAUCAGCAGGAGCCCUCUUCCUUCUGUCCAUCUGACUACAGCCAACAGCAGCCAAGAAACAGACAUCGCCUUAGCCAAGACCACAGCCUCAGCAAAGAAGACAGCCAGCACAGCCGGAGGGAAGUCCCCAACAGCCACACCCACCACUGCUUGGACAAGGUGGACCACAGAAGUUACUACAGGUGGGAAUGAAGGCUUCCUCCUCCUGAGACUGAGCGUGGCCUCCCCAGAAGACCUCACUGACCCCAGAGUGGCAGAGAAACUGAUGCGCCAGCUGCGCCAUGAACUGCGUGCCCACCUGCCUCCCGUCCGGGUCUCCCUGCUGAGUGUGAGGAGGGGCUAA